AUGUCAUCGUCCGCAGAAGUGAUGGAGGACAAGCGGGAGACGCGGAGGGCGGAGCUGAGUGAUUCCGGGCACACGACGGAGGUCGACGCCGAGGACGAGGUGUGCUGGAUCUGCCUGGACGGCGCGGAUCCCGAGGCGAAGGGCGGGCUACACAGGCCGUGCAAGUGCCCGCGGUUCAUCCACGACCAGUGCCUGGCGCGCUGGCAACUGCAGUCCGCAGGCACACGGAAGGAGAAGGAGUGCGAGUUCUGCGGCUCCCAGCUCCCGGACUGGCGGACGGUUCUGACGCCGACCUGCGGCUGCGUGGCCCCAGCCAUCAUGAACGUGAACUUCAACGGCUCGACCUACUCCUUCGAGGUCGCGCCGGGCGAGGACGGGUACAAGCGCUUCACGGAACGCAUACGCACCGCCUUCAGCCUCCCCGCGGACUCGGAGCUCAACAUCACCUUCACCUGCGACGAACCCUCCUCCGGCUCCUUGGUCACCCUCCAGGGUCCCGGCGCGUACGACGCCGCAGUGCACUGCGCCUGCAUCUCCGCAGCAAAACGUGCCGCGAACGGCCAGGCCCCGCAAGCUGCGCCCGCGCCCCCCGGCAGCGCGUCGGAGGCGGUGCCGUUGCCGACCGCGCCGCCCGCGCCGCGCGCUGCGGACCGCCUGCGCACGGCAGCGCCUAACGCACAUGCGCGCGACGUGCGCGGAGCCAAGAAACGGCCGUUCACGAUCCUGGGCCGCAAGAUUCGCGCGUUCGUGGACUUCCUCGGCGGGAGGUGA
Pedinophyceae sp. YPF-701 is the source of this 771-nucleotide messenger RNA. The record is from the annotation of a GenBank genome assembly. NCBI's taxonomy places the organism in Eukaryota, Viridiplantae, Chlorophyta, Pedinophyceae.